AGCCUGUCGCGACGAAUGGGCGGUGUGAAGCGACAAUCACGUGUUUUAUCCUCUUCCUGCUUCGCCUCCUUUCGACCUUCGCCGGUGUUAUGGAGGAAUACACACGGGAGCCGUGGUAAGUUAGCGAUUCGCCCUUCUCAGCGAAAGCAAAGCAACAGUCCAUGGAGGAUUGUAGAUGACUGUGGAGGGGCGUUCACUAUGGGAAUGAUUGGAGGUGGCAUAUUUCAGGCUAUCAAAGGAUUCAGGAACGCUCCACAGGGAAUAAAGCAUCGCUUUAAGGGUAGUCUUAUUUCAAUCCGAACACGAGCUCCACAGCUUGGAGGGAGCUUUGCAGUGUGGGGUGGCCUGUUUUCCAUGAUUGACUGCAGCAUGGUAAAGAUGCGUGGGAAAGAGGACCCAUGGAAUUCCAUUACUAGCGGGGCUUUAACAGGAGCUAUUCUGGCUGCCCGAAAUGGUGCAGUUGCUAUGGUGGGAUCUGCUGCAAUGGGAGGAAUACUUUUAGCCUUGAUAGAAGGUGCUGGUAUUUGUAUAACUCGAUUCGCCUCUUCACAGUUCACAAAUGUUGCACCGAUCCCAGAGGAUGGAUCCCAGAUGCCUCCUGGCUCCCCAUUUGGUGGCUAUCCGCAGUACCAGUAAUACGUUGGUAAUUCUUCACAAGUAUUUUAAACGCCACAUCAUGACCUGCCUGAACUUUCCUGGACUUCCUGUACAUUUCUGGACCUGGGUAUCCAGAUGUUACUGUGCGCUCAUCCUUUGGAUAUGACUCUUGCUAUUCAUGCAUGGACAAUAAGCUGGUACACAGAAUUCAUGGGCGUGUAAAGCUUGGAAAAAAAAAAAAAAAUAUAUAUAUAUAUAUAUAUAUAUAUAUAUAUAUAUAUAUAUGAAAUUCUCCAUUACCUGCGUUAUUUUUUUUUAUUUGAUUAUAUAUAGUUCUCACAUAUUCUUCUAGCCAAGCACAGUUGUUCUUGUGUGCAACAUAAUAUAUUGAAACAAAGUUUAUCCAUCUUGUAAACUAAAGGCCCAAUGGAUGUCCAGACUGGUCUCAAAUGUUUAAAAGCCUUUAAUCUCUUCAGCAAUUAGCGAACCGCUAAUAAACCCAUCCUAGUUGGAAAA
Xenopus laevis (African clawed frog) is the source of this 1113-nucleotide messenger RNA. It is a transcript of the gene timm17a.L, whose product is annotated as translocase of inner mitochondrial membrane 17A L homeolog. NCBI's taxonomy places the organism in Eukaryota, Metazoa, Chordata, Amphibia, Anura, Pipidae. Gene Ontology annotation, biological process: protein import into mitochondrial matrix. Gene Ontology annotation, molecular function: transmembrane protein transporter activity. The transcript is spliced from 6 exons. The coding region runs from base 16 to 636 and encodes 206 amino acids. Gene Ontology annotation, cellular component: TIM23 mitochondrial import inner membrane translocase complex; mitochondrial inner membrane. The record is from RefSeq and is a predicted model, not a curated record.